AUGGAGACCCUGGAAGGAGCUGAACUCUGCUUUCCACAACUCCUCAACACUUCAUGCAGGAAGCCAUUGCAGCAUCAUGCUGAGACCAUAUUCCUUUACAUCCUGCUGUCCUGCAUCUCUUUGCUCACUGUGGUUCUCAACCUGCUGGUCAUCAUCUCUAUCUCUCACUUCAGGCAGCUCCACACCUCUACCAACCUCCUGCUCCUUUCUCUGGCUGUUGCAGACUUCCUCGUUGGCCUCCUGCUGAUGCCACUUCAAAUUCUCCUCAUAGGGGGCUGCUGGUUUUUGGAAAGCUUCAUGUGUGGACUGUUUUACUAUGCCUCUUUUAUCCUUACAUCUGCCUCAGUGGGUAACAUGGUGCUCAUAUCAGUUGACCGAUAUGUGGCCAUUUGUGACCCUUUGUGUUACCCCACCAAAGUCACUCAAAAAAGAGUUCAAAUUAGCAUUUGUCUGUGUUGGGUCUGUUCUGUUUUAUAUAAUGGUGUGAUACUGAAUGCCUUCCUAAAACAUCCAGAUAGAUAUAAUACGUGCUAUGGAGAGUGUGUAGUUGUAAUUGGCUUUAUAACAGGAGCUGUUGAUGUCAUAUUGACCUUUAUUGGCCCUAUUGCUGUCAUCAUACUUCUGUAUAUGAAAGUAUUUGUGGUGGCUGUAUCUCAGGCUCGAGCAAUGAGGUCUCAUAUUGCAGCUGUCACACUCCAGGGCUCAGUUAGUGUAACUGCAAAGAAAUCUGAGAGAAAAGCAGCCAGGACUCUUGGUGUUGUUGUGGUUAUGUUUCUAAUAUGUUUUUGUCCAUAUUUUUAUCCCUCUCUCGUGGGCCAGGACAUGUCAACCAGUGUGGCAUUUUCAAUUUUUGGGGUCUGGCUACUUUAUUGUAACUCCUGUCUAAAUCCAGUGAUCUAUGCUUUUUUCUAUCCCUGGUUUAGAAAAUCUAUUAAACUCAUUGUUACACUUCAGAUAUUGCAACCUGAUUCCUGUUAUGCACACAUACUGUAG
Molecule: messenger RNA, 993 nt
Organism: Lates calcarifer (barramundi perch)
Lineage: Eukaryota; Metazoa; Chordata; Actinopteri; Centropomidae
Product: trace amine-associated receptor 13c-like
Exons: 2
Coding region: 1-993 (330 amino acids)
Biological process (GO): G protein-coupled receptor signaling pathway
Cellular component (GO): membrane
Molecular function (GO): trace-amine receptor activity
Source: RefSeq, a predicted model, not a curated record